AGCGUGAGCAUCUCGCCCGAGAAGCAAGUUUGAGCAGACACUGUGGGAGUGGAUUUUCAACAUGAAGCUUGCAGCAAAUCUUGUCUGUUUGUUCACGUGCCUGAUAGCAGUGGCUGGUGACCGCGUUUACGUCCACCCGUUUAAUUUGUUCUCUUUUAACGAGAGUACUUGCAAGGAGAUGGAGAACUUGGUCCAGGAAGGAAAGGAAAUGUUUGUCCCUGCCUCGAUCGAGUCCCAAACCACACCGGCCUAUGAAGAUGAUCUGAAUGCCAAAGCCAAGCUGGAAACCAUGAGCUUGGGCAUUCACGGGAGGCAGAAACUGAGCUACCUGAAUGACUUAGUGUAUGUCCUCGGUGCACGGUUUUACAGGGAGCCAAUGGAAGCACAGAGGGGCCAAAACCGCCUGCUGUCCCCAACCAGUAUCUAUAGCACCUUGGUGUCCUUCUACCUAGGUGCGUCAAACCAGACAGCAGUUGACUUGCAGGGUUUGCUGGGAUUUGUCCCUCCCUCUGGGGACCCUAACUGCACCUCCAGAGUGGACGGAAACAACGUCCUUUCAACCCUGAGGACUAUCGAAAGCUUCUUGGUCAAGAACAGGGAUGAGGAGUUGCUCUUUUCCAAGAUGCUCUACCUCUUCUCUGCUCCUGGGGCACCUUUGUCCGAGUCAUUUGUGCAUGAGCUGGUCGCCUCUGCUGACGAGCUUUACGUCCGAGCCGUCGAUUUCACAAACCCAGUCGAGGCAGCAAAACAGAUAAACACCUUCGUGGAGGCCAAAAGUGGGGGCCGAAGCAAGCACUUACUGACCGACCUCGACCCAGCCACCAGCCUGCAGUUUGCAAUGGACGUUCACUUGGCAGUCACUGUGAAGAAAGCCUCGCGGCUGAGCGAGCCUCAUGAAUUCUGGGUUGACACGAACACAAAGGUCUUGGUGCCUGGGAUGUCAGUGAUGGGCACAUUCAAGUACAAAACUGACACCAGCAAAACAUUCGCUGCCAUUGAAGUUCCCAUCAGCAAAAACGCUCUGCUGGUGCUGAUACAGCCCCUUGACGGCAACGACCUGGACAAGGUAGAAGCGGAGCUUCCUCUGCAACUCUCUGCCUGGCUUCAGGAUUUGUCACCAAGACAAAUUAAAUUAACUUUACCAGAGUUAACAAUAGAAGGCAGCUCUGAUCUUCAGGAACUUCUCAGAGAUAUGAAACUGUCCGCAUUGCUGGGGAAGGAAGCAGAUCUCAGUAAAAUAAGUAAUGCCAAUCUAACCGUUGGAAAGGUAAUAAAUAAAGCCCUUUUCAAACUCAGCAGUGAUGGAGCAGAUCAACCAGAAGACCCUACAACACAAAAGGAAGAUCUGGUGUUUCUGGAAGUAACACUGAACAAGCCAUUCCUUGUAGCUGUCUUUGAACAGAAGUCUAAGGCAAUGCUUUUCCUAGGCAGAGUAACAAACCCACAGAGCACGGUUUAAAUGCAAGUACUGAGAAG
This is a messenger RNA of Tinamus guttatus (white-throated tinamou), 1476 nucleotides long. RefSeq names its product angiotensinogen (gene AGT). Gene Ontology annotation, molecular function: serine-type endopeptidase inhibitor activity. Gene Ontology annotation, biological process: regulation of systemic arterial blood pressure by renin-angiotensin; regulation of apoptotic process. NCBI's taxonomy places the organism in Eukaryota, Metazoa, Chordata, Aves, Tinamiformes, Tinamidae. The record is from RefSeq and is a predicted model, not a curated record.